Myxozyma melibiosi is the source of this 1769-nucleotide messenger RNA. RefSeq lists its product as uncharacterized. Gene Ontology annotation, molecular function: calcium ion binding; calcium-dependent phospholipid binding. Lineage: Eukaryota; Fungi; Ascomycota; Lipomycetes; Lipomycetales; Lipomycetaceae. Gene Ontology annotation, cellular component: cytoplasm. The coding region runs from base 433 to 1749 and encodes 438 amino acids. The transcript has a single exon. The record is from RefSeq and is a predicted model, not a curated record.
GUUUACGAGGCGCAGCGGGCGCGCGCUGUGGGAUUUCAACAGUCGCAAUGCGGGAGGCGGGGCGGGCAGUGCCACUGAGUGGUAGGCGGUUUAGUAUCUGUACAAUAGCAUCCACAACAAGCCACAGUCUAUCUUAUAAACUACAACAACUACGUCACAGCCUCAGCCGUGCGGUACGCGUCCGGAUGCGGAGGUUGAAAGUCGAAGCAAAACAGGCACCGCGUUGGUGCAGACCCGAUGGCGAUCUGGCAGCGCGGCUGAGUCAGUUUUGGGUUAGGGCCAAUUCAGAGGCUGAGCAAAACUCAAUUCGCGGGGCUCAGCCGCCUCGAACAAACGAACGGUUUAAAAGCAGCGGCCGGGCCUCGAUCGGGUGGUUUGUUUAUCUUCACCUUCAGAGAUAGUCUCACGUUCAGAGAUAGCGAUAGCAGCGCAAUGAGCAAUUACAAUCAGCAGCAGUACGGCGCUCCGCCGAUUCCUCCGCAUCCGCAGCAGCAGCAGCAGCAGUACGGUGCUCCGCAGCAGUACGGGGCCCCUCAGCAGCAGUACGGGGCCCCUCAGCAGCAAUAUGGUGCACCUCAGCAAUACGGUGGUCCACCUCAACAGCAGUAUGGAGCUCCUCAACAGCAGUACGGAGCUCCUCAACAGCAAUACGGAGCUCCUCAGCAGUACGGCGCGCCUCAACAAUAUGGCGCUCCGCAGCAGUAUGGUGCCCCGCCUGCGCAAUACGGCGCACCUCCUCAGCAAUUCGGCGCCCCUCAGCCAUACGGUGCGCCGAUGGCCCAGCCCGGUCUGGGAGGCAUUGCUCCCGAUCCCUACUACGACCCCACAGCCGACGUGCACACUAUAAUAAAGGCCACCAAAGGCUUCGGCACCGACGAAGCGGCGCUCAUCCGCACUCUCGCGACAAAGACGCCCGCGCAGAUCGAGAAGCUGAAGCCUGCGUUUGAGCAUGUCCGCGGCAAGUCGCUGCGGUCGGUGAUCAAGAGCGAGACCCGCCAUGGCUCGGACUUUCAGAACGCGAUGCUGCAGAUCGUCAACGGCCCGCUCGCGUCUGAUGUCGAGAACGUCAAGAAGGCGCUCGAGGGGCUGGGCACGAAGGAGAGACUGCUGAACGACAUUGUCUUGUCGCGGACGAACGCCGAUCUGGCGGCGAUCAAGCACUUGUAUCAGCAGCGGUACAACAAGCCUCUGGCUAAGGACGUCUCUGACGAUCUCAGUCUCAAGACCGAGAAGAUGUUUGCGAUGGUGCUCGACGGUGUCAGAAUGGAAGAGUUCGUGCCGGUUGAUAUGAACAAGGCUGCCCAGGACGCCGAGGACAUCUACCGCGCGACCCUGGGAAGUCUCGCCAACACAAACGAGCUGCUCGUCUGCUCCAUCCUCACCAACAGAUCCGACAACCACAUCCGCGCGAUCGCCGAUGUCUACCUCCAGCGACACGGCCAGAAGCUGGUAGAGACAAUCAAGCACAAGUUUUCGGGCCACAUGCAGGAAGCGCUGCUGCACAUCGUCAAGCACGCCGUCAACCCGCCCACGUUCUGGGCCGAGAUGCUCGAGAACACGAUGGCCGGCCCUGGCACGAAGGACUAUCUGUUGAUUGAGAGAGUCGUGCGGAUACACUGGGAUCCCAACUUGGUGCGCGCCGUCAGACAGGCGUAUAUGACAAUCUACGGCAAGGAUCUGAUUAAGCGGAUCAAGGGUGAGACGAGUGGUGAUUACGAGAAGGUCCUUGUUGCUAUGAUGAAUGUGUAAUUGUUGUAAUUGUUAAUUUC